Tripterygium wilfordii is the source of this 401-nucleotide messenger RNA. RefSeq names its product major pollen allergen Ole e 6-like. The record is from RefSeq and is a predicted model, not a curated record. The transcript has 2 exons. Lineage: Eukaryota; Viridiplantae; Streptophyta; Magnoliopsida; Celastrales; Celastraceae. Bases 63 to 296 code for a protein of 77 amino acids.
UUGAAACAGAACAAAAUAAGCAAACACCCAAAAGAGGGAUCAAAAGCUAGAAGAGGACACAAAUGGCAGCCAAUAAGCUUUUUGCAGUGUUUGUUAUGUGCAUUGUUGUCGUUGCAGCAAUGCAGCUGCGCCAGGUUGAGGCUGCGGAAACCGAUUUUAAGUUCAAGGACUGCUUCAAUACCUGCGAGAAAGAAUGCAUUGACGGUGGCCAAGGCAACACCUUCUGUGAGAUGAAGUGUGAUGCUGAUUGUGGUACUAAAGAGGUUGCUGACAAACUAAACAUUAAUUUGAAGUGAUUCAAUCAAUCAAGAAGAAGAAAAGGCAUGCAGAUUUACUUGAGAGAGAGAGAGCUUAAAUUGGGAGAUGAAUAAUACAUCUUAACCUUUGUCCAAGAGUUUCUU